Messenger RNA from Dentiscutata erythropus, 181 nucleotides. The record is from the annotation of a GenBank genome assembly. NCBI's taxonomy places the organism in Eukaryota, Fungi, Glomeromycota, Glomeromycetes, Diversisporales, Gigasporaceae.
GAUGAAACAUUUGAUUUUAUAUAUGUGCGAUUUAUGGCUUCUGAAAUACCUGAUAAUAAAUUUAAAGAUAUAAUAAAUGAAUUGACAAGAAUUUUAAAAAUUGACGGAUAUUUUGAAAUUAUGGAUGUUGAUGUUAGAGGUUGUAACGAAGGAAUAGAAACACAAGAAUUUAUGUCUUCAG